Messenger RNA from Zootoca vivipara (common lizard), 4739 nucleotides. RefSeq names its product homeobox A11 (gene HOXA11). Gene Ontology annotation, cellular component: nucleus. Gene Ontology annotation, molecular function: RNA polymerase II cis-regulatory region sequence-specific DNA binding; DNA-binding transcription factor activity, RNA polymerase II-specific. Gene Ontology annotation, biological process: anatomical structure development; regulation of transcription by RNA polymerase II. NCBI's taxonomy places the organism in Eukaryota, Metazoa, Chordata, Lepidosauria, Squamata, Lacertidae. The record is from RefSeq and is a predicted model, not a curated record.
AGGGCCCAUACUCGCAGCUUGUCAAUUUCAACAUUUGGUCACGUGACCAGCGCCUCCCUGCUAAGGAUGGGGAUAGAUUUCCACGUCAGCUUUACGUCUCCAAAUUUCUUACUUCACGGAUCUGCUUCAAAGAGGCAGCUGCAUUAGAGAAUCAUGUUAAGCUCGGCUAAUGCGGAGAGCCCGAGGUAGCCUAAUGAUGGAUUUUGAUGAGCGUGUCCCUUGCUCGUCAAAUAUGUAUUUGCCAAGUUGCACGUACUACGUGUCGGGUCCUGAUUUCUCCAGCCUCCCUUCUUUCCUGCCCCAGACCCCGUCUUCUCGCCCCAUGACAUACUCCUACUCCUCCAACCUACCCCAGGUCCAACCCGUGCGGGAAGUCACCUUCCGUGAGUAUGCCAUUGAUCCGGCUAGUAAAUGGCACCACAGGAACAACCUCCCGCAUUGCUACUCGGCCGAGGAGAUCAUGCACAGAGACUGCCUGCCCGCCGCCGCCAACACGGCCGCCGCCGCCGCCGCUGCAGCCAGCAUGAGCGAGAUGUUCGGGAAAAACACCGCCGCCGUCUACCACGGCCACCACCCGGCUACCACAGCCACCGCCGCCGCCAGCGUCUCGUCCAAUUUCUAUAGCACCGUGGGCAGGAACGGGGUGCUCCCGCAGGCUUUCGACCAGUUCUUCGAGACGGCUUAUGGCACGGCCGACAGCCACUCGGACUAUGCAGGCGAGAAGAACGGAGAGAAGAUGCCCCCGGGAGGGGGAGCCGCUCCCGGGCCGGCCGCCGCCGCUGCCGUCGGCGCAACGUCAAGUUCGGACGGGAGCUGCGCCAGGGACGCGGCAUCUGCGGCGGCGGCAGCGGCUGCAGCCAGCGCCGCGGCCUCGGCUGCGGAGGAGAAGGAGCGGCGGCGGCGGACAGAGAGCAGCAGCAGCCCAGCUUCGUCUUCCGGCAACAAUGAGGAGAAAUCCAGCAGCUCCAGUGGACAACGCACCCGUAAAAAGAGAUGCCCAUACACCAAAUAUCAGAUUAGAGAAUUAGAGAGGGAAUUCUUCUUCAGUGUCUAUAUAAACAAAGAGAAACGCCUCCAGCUCUCCCGAAUGCUCAACUUGACCGACCGUCAAGUAAAAAUAUGGUUUCAAAACAGAAGAAUGAAAGAGAAAAAAAUUAACAGGGACCGAUUACAAUAUUACUCAGCUAAUCCACUACUUUAAAAAACUCGUAGCGUUUUUCAAGAUGAGAUUAAAUUCAGAUCUCGCCCAUGACAAGGUCAAGCCACAGGGUUACCUAUGAGAAGGAGGUGUGCAAAGUGACGGAGGACGCUGGGAAAAAACACCACACUAAUUUUUUUUCCGUCCCCAUAAAAAUGCAAACCAACUAAGGUUUGCCCCUACUUUUCCCUCCCCCCCUAAAAAAGUUCUUCUUAAAGCUCUUGACAUAUCAACUGGAAACGGUUUACACCCUGGACCCGCAUUUUCAAACAUGCCACCCCCUUAUUUUUCUCUGAGGGCAAUUUUAUACCUCUUACCUAUAGACACAGCAACUCAUCCCAAUGUGGGUUCACACGUGAAAAAGCGGGGAGUGAGUUAUUGGAUUCGUGUCGGUCUAAAACUAUGUUACUUUGGUUUUACUGUGGAACAUUGCUUGAAAGGCUACCCAUGGCUGCACCGGAGCCUGAUGAACUACUGCAAAAGAAAACCUACAGGAGCCCCCCACAAUCUCUAAAUGCACAGCCGCCGUCCCACCACCUUCCCCUCCUCGGCCCUUAAAAUGACAAACCUUCCGCAAGAGCGGUUACCCUCUUGACCAAGUUCAAAAAAUUAAACCAGUUGCAAAGCCAAUCAUAAAUGUUUGUAGAGGUGUAGUAGUGUUGAGUCUAACCGUGCUGUUGAUAGGGAGUUAUGGCGUGGAAGGUUUGACAGUCUCCUUUUGAAACCAUUUCAGGUAUUAAUUUGCCAUAUAUGGUAAGGAAACAAUCACUGAACAAUCAAACACAUAGCCACGUGCAUUAGCUCUCGUUUUAAAAAAACACAACAAAAACUGAACAACAACUGUCGAAAAGUGGCCAUCCCUUUGGAGACAAAUCAUUAUGUUCUUAUUUAAAUGCUUAUUUUUUUUUAACCAAACAAAUAAAUAAAAGUGCACGGUGGGGUGGAAAGAGAGGGAGAAAGAAAGACUAAUCGAAUAGCUCCAAAGGGGGAAACAGUAAAAGGAAGGAAGCUUCUGGCUUCUGUCUCACAAACUUUCUUCAGGAAAUACCUGUGGAGAAGGACAGUUUGGCAAAUACCACACAACACUUAAUUGGACCCUGGAUGUGUGCAAUGCACUGAGAUCAGAUCAUUAAAAUAACUAGCGUUUUCUUUCCCUUAGAAGCCCAAGCAGAAGGCAAACAAUGUAAAUAUGGUGGAUUGGUUUUCAGAUCUUUUUGUUCACUAUUAAGUGUCGAAAGCCCUACUUAAUCGCUCAGGCGGCAGAAUCAAAGAACGGAGAGUUCCCUGGAGUUAUUUUAAAUAUAUAUAAAAGAAGUAUAUUUCCCUGCAGGAACCAAAGCGAGAGUGAGAAAUAGAGAGAGAGAGAGAGAGAGAACAACGAAUUUUAAAUGAAAGAACUAUUUAAAAGUCUAUAUCAGUUUACAAAGGAUAUUGUGUUUUAUUGUAAAAGUCGCUUGCUGUCGAGAAUAUCUGAAUGUAUAUUUCAUACGAGAAUGGUGUUUUACAAGACUUGUACAUUUUUUAAUGAUCCGUUUUGGUUGGUAUAUGUUUUUUUACGGUCCUUUUCCUUGGAAAAUGUCGAGUUUGUCCUUUAAAAAAAAAUCUGUGCAAGAAAGAUAAGCUGACUAGAAUGUUGUAAAAAUCACCAGCUUCGAAAAGGGACACGAUUUCUUUUACACGGUUCACAAAACGCAAUACCUUUAUAUUCCAACACUGUUUGAAAAUAUGUAUCGUCAUAUAUGUAAAUACUGUUUCUUUUACUAUGCGAAGGUCUUUCGUGGCAUGUAUACAGUGGUACGGCGCACAACAAAAAUAAACAUGUGGGAAAUUUAUAAUAAUAAUAUUUUUUAAUCCCUGUGUUGUAUUCAUGGAUAUUCCUUGAUCUGGGCUCUGAGAGUUUGAAUCAUGGCUACUGAAUGGGAUGCUUUCAUUGAAAUUCCAUUCACCUAUUGCUUCUGGUCCUUCAGGAUAAGGCAGUGCAACAUGUCUGGUAUUUAUGAAUGCGUAGGCUGGCAGACUGCAGCGAGCUUGAGGCCAGGUUUCACCGGUUUGUAGAAGUGGGGGUGGGAGGAUCACUCCUUCCAGUAACUGCAGAUUACAGACUUCAUACAUUUGCUCACAGGUGUAAAACCUAUUAGAAAAGCUGGUGAUUAUUUCUGGGUUCGUCCGGUCUUGUUUAUCUCGGGCGCCAUAUUUCUGAACACACUCCUUUAAGUGCCAAGAAAUGUUUGUGGCAGGAUCUGAUCCCCAAAACGGCAAUGAUAGCGAGGCAGGAUGAAGCAUAUUGGUUGAAACGUGUUGGUGCCUCUGUGGUGAUUCCUAGGGAAAGAGGAUGAAGGGGCAUUCCUCGUGCAAGUGAGGCCCAGAUGGGCUGUGUGUGGUUUUCGUUCUUAAUCUCUCGAGCGGGGGGGGGAUUUAAAAAAAUUAAAAAACGCCACCGAAGACCUUUUUGAGGAUGUGGCAUGAGGUUGAUUUUCCUCUCUUACACUUAAUCAGGAGAGAAAGUACAUACUGUUUUUCCCUAUUGUUUAUUGGCUUUGAACUUCUGUAUUGCUUUGGACAUCACCCAUAACCUUGAGGUGAAGGGCUAACUGGCUCUGGGCUUUUGCUGACAACCCCCACCUAAGCCAGACAGCGUCUGGUCAAAGGAAAUGUACAAAGAUGAAGCGCGGGGGGAGAGGACAGAGAGAGAAUGGAGCUCACUUGCUUGUUUGUUUAUUUGGCUAGCAUGCUACAAAGGAAUGCAACUCUUAAAAGGGAGAGAUAAAAAGAUAGAUGGAGAGAAGAGAAAGAGAGGGAGAAGACAGGGAGAGGACUAGGCGGGUGGCAAUAAAUGUUCAGGCAGCAACUUCCUUCGCUAGUUAAAAAUUAACUGGUUAUUCAUCUCUAGGUUGAGUCAUGGAGUUUCUCUAGUUUUGUGGAGAGGCUGCUGGUGAUUUCCUGGCCUAGUUAAAAAAAGGUGGGGGGGGGACAUCCCAUAUGUGUUGCCGGGACAAUACAGCUAUAAAAGUGCCCUCGACUCCCCCCCCUUCUAUUUGCAUACUGGGAAAGCUGGGCUAUAAACGAGGCGGAGGUUAGUUUCAGCCAUCUCUGAGCUUUGGAGGGUAGAUCUGCGGAGGGCAAUUGUCUGCGCUAGCUAGCGGCUAGCAUCCGUUUAACGCGGGGCAUUUGGAAACCGGCUGGCAGGUCAGCACUGCGGAGGAACGCUGUUGCCACAAGAUGGCGAUCUUCAGAUCAAUGUCAAAGCCGCAGUGGGAGAAGAGGGGGAGAGGAAGGGGGGGUUGAAAUCUUGGCCUUUGUUCCCCUUGCGUUCUAGGAGCUGCACAUUAUAUUAUUUCACUUUCCACGCUCAGAUUUGUAAAGGUAAGGUGAAGCCGAUUGCUCACUCCUUCACGGAGAAGCCAGGAGUUUCUCUCUCACACACACUCUCAAGGCUGACUACUCCGGACUUCCAGCGCUUCCAUAGGCUGAUAGGGAUAAGCAAGGCAACGACGGCGCGUUCUCGGAAAACAAUGGCGAGAGCGAGGCGAACGGAGACAAG